This is a messenger RNA of Mytilus californianus (California mussel), 9065 nucleotides long. RefSeq names its product multidrug resistance-associated protein 1-like. Gene Ontology annotation, molecular function: ATP hydrolysis activity; ABC-type transporter activity; ATP binding. Gene Ontology annotation, cellular component: membrane. Gene Ontology annotation, biological process: transmembrane transport. The record is from RefSeq and is a predicted model, not a curated record. The transcript has 30 exons. The coding region runs from base 237 to 5504 and encodes 1755 amino acids. Lineage: Eukaryota; Metazoa; Mollusca; Bivalvia; Mytilida; Mytilidae.
UAAAAACACAAAAAAUGGCACACGUGAUAGUUUUUAACCUGUGAUAGUUUUUACAAAUUUAUACAUGUUAACCAAGCGUGACAAGAACUUAUUAUUUAUAUAUACCACAAGAAAGUCGAUACAGAAAGAAAGUAUAAGUUCAUCAGAUUAAUAUACAGGUGAAAGAGGAUAAAAAAAAAAUGCAUGAAAAAACUGCGGAGUCAAACUGAAAGUGAAAGUAUACCGACGAAAGAGAGAUGUCAAACUUUGAGGAAUUUUGCGGUAAUUCUUCAUUCUGGGAUGACACAGGUUUUUCUGACAACAGCACAUAUCCAAACUUCACUAAAUGCUUCAGGAACACAGUUUUAGUAUGGUUACCAUGUGGCUGGCUUUGGUUAACUUUACCUGUAAAUAUUUAUCUUGUCAGAACAGCCAAAAAUCAAAGAUUGCCUGUAACAGCAUUUAAUAUGUCAAAAUUGAUUUUAGAUUUAAUAUUGGUUGUUAUGACUAUAAUUGAUACCGUUAGAGAAGUUUCAGAAGAAAAGCUCAGUUAUACUGCACCUAAUGUUGUCAUUGUUUCUGGCUUGAUCAAUGCUGUUUCUUAUGGUUUGGCUGCAGUGUAUACUCAGUUAGACAGAAUACGAGGGAACAUAACAUCUACUUCUUUGUUUGUUUUCUGGUUACUUAAGGUUGUGUGUAAUAUUGUUGAUUUUUACACAAGAGUUGUAAAUCAUACAUAUGAGGAGAACCUAUUUAGAUGUAUACUAUUUUAUAUUAUAUAUUCCAUUCUGUUUGUACAACUCAUCCUUCAUUCAUUUGCCGAAAAACAGAACAUAGUUAGCGAAGAUGGAGACAGUGGUAGAGAACCUUGUCCUGAAGAAAAAGCUUCUAUACUCAAUCUUUUAUACUUUUGGUGGAUGAACUUGAUUAUUGUAAAAGCUUAUAAGAAGCCAUUAGUAGAAAAAGAUUUAUGGCCUUUGAUGUCUCGGGAUCAAAGUCUGAAUGUAGUGAAAAUAUUUGAUCGGAACUGGAGAUAUGAACUGUCUAAAGCUCAGAGCAGAAAUGCCAGAGAGAGAACUCAGCAUGUGUAUGAUAUUCAACAAUCUACUUCAGCAACUGAGAAAACACCACUACUUCAAACGAAGCUUUUACCAACCAAAAUUAAUGUCCAAAAAUCAACAAGACAUAAAGGAUCAUUGUUCAAGGCCCUGUUUAAUAGUUUUGGUUGGACUUAUUUAUUAUCAUUAUGGUUUAAAUUUAUAUCUGAUAUUCUUCAAUUUGUUGGACCUAUACUCAUUAGUUUUUUGAUAGCUUAUGCAGAUGACCGUGAAAACAAGCCGUCAUGGAAGGGUUAUCUCCCUGCUAUUGGAUUAUUUGUCAGUGGAAUGAUACAAUCUGUGUUUUAUCAUCAGAAUUAUAAGCUGGGAAUGGCUGUUGGAAUGAGGGUCAGAUGUUCCCUCAUAUCAGCAAUAUAUAAAAAGUCGUUGACAAUGAAUAGUGAUGCCAAAAAAGAGACAAUGUUAGGUCAGAUAGUCAGCCUAAUGUCAGUGGAUUGUCAACAUCUUCAGGAUAUGUUCACCUAUCUAUCCACCGUAAUGUCUGUCCCUGUACAAGUAGCUAUCGGCAUGUAUCUCCUCUGGGGAACACUUGGAAUUUCUUGUCUUGCUGGGUUAGGUGUAUUGCUUCUACUGAUACCGCUUAAUUCCUUUGUGGCUGCAAGACAACUGACUCUAACAGCUGAUGUUCUGGCUCUCAAAGGGGAGAGAAUCAAAUUGAUGAAUCAGAUUCUCAAUGGCAUGAAGGUAUUGAAGAUGUAUGCAUGGGAACCUUCUUUUACUUAUCAAGUAUCAGUGAUCAGAAGGAGGGAGCUUGACAAUUUAAUGAAAGUUGCCUAUCUACAGGGAGUGGCAACAUUUGGUUGGUUACUGGCACCAUUUGCGGUUGCUUUGGCAACUUUUGCCACGUAUGUCAACAUCAGUGAUGACAAAUAUCUUAGUGCUAGCAAAGCUUUUGUUUCUCUUGCCUUGUUCAACAUUUUACGUCUGCCAGUCAUCUUGUUAGCGCAGUCUAUAUCUGCCAUUAUACAGGGGAAAGUUUCUUUGAAGCGAGUUGGUAAUUUUCUGUGCAGUGAAGAUUUAGAUCCUAGCAGUAUACAACAUGUCUUUGAUACAGAACAUGCCAUUAAAAUACAGCGAGGUACAUUUACUUGGGAUAAAGAAAAUCCACAGUCAACAUUGAGAGACAUAAACCUUACAAUACCUGAUGGACAAUUAGUAGCAGUUGUAGGCCAUGUAGGGGCAGGGAAGUCUUCACUAUUUUCUGCAACACUUGGGGAGAUGUUGAAAAUUGAUGGCAGUGUAGCACUUAAGGGCUCAGUGGCAUAUGUACCACAGGAAGCAUGGAUACAGAAUGCCACAUUGAUGGACAACAUAUUAUUUGGAAAAACUUUCAUGCAAAAAAAGUAUAAAAGAGUGCUAGAAGCAUGUGCUCUGACCUCUGACCUUGACCUUUUACCAGGCAGAGAUCUAACAGAAAUAGGCGAAAAGGGUAUCAAUCUUAGUGGAGGACAAAAACAGAGAGUUAGUUUGGCAAGAGCAGUGUAUAGUAAUUCUGAUGUGUAUCUGAUGGAUGAUCCUCUUAGUGCUGUCGAUGCUCAUGUUGGAAAACAUAUCUUUGAAAAAGUAAUUGGAAACAAAGGCUUGCUUAAAAAUAAGACACGUUUACUUGUAACACAUGGUAUCCAUUGGUUACCAAUGGUAGACCACAUAAUUGUAAUGACAAAUGGUAGAAUAACUGAAGUUGGAACCUAUGAUGAUUUAAUCAACCAUGACGGCCCAUUUGCUCACUUCCUGAAGCAGUAUUUUAUAGAACAAAAUGAAGAAGAGGCUAUUGAUGAUCCAGAAAUUCAGCAAAUUAGAAAUAUGAUGUUAGAACAAGUUGAAUCAGUGACCUCAGAUGGACUGAACUCUGAUGAACCAGCACUAAGUCUGAUUAGAAAACAGAAUAAAGAAAUAAAGAAGAAAGAGCAUAUAGCACAAACCCCAGCCUUGUUACUUCAGACAAGAUUGACACAUGAUGAGCAGCCUGAGACUGGUGGGGUGAAAUGGCCUGUGUAUAAAGCCUACACCAAAGCAUUAGGAAUAGGAGCGUCCAUUAUAGUGAUGUUUGUGUUUUCUAUGUACCAUGCUGCCAGUGUAUAUGCUAACUUCUGGUUGACUUUCUGGACUAAUGAUCAAUAUUUGACCAAUCAAAACAACUCUGGUACUGAAAAGUUCAUUGACAAAACUAACUACUAUCUACUGGGAUAUGGGGUACUUGGUAUUAUACAAGCUGCCUUUGUUUUGAUAUAUGCAACCCUAGUGUCAGUGAAAAUGGUUCAAGCAGCUGGAAAAAUUCAUCAACACAUGUUAGACAAGAUAAUGAGAGCUCCUAUGGAAUUCUUUGAUACAACACCACUAGGCCGUAUAAUUAAUCGAUUUUCAAGUGAUGUAGAAAUGAUGGAUACUGCACUGCCAUUAACCUUCCGUAUCACUUUGAACUCACUUUAUCUAGCUAUGACCACGGUUAUAGUCAUUUGUAUUAAUACACCAAUAAUACUAAGCACAGUUGUACCUCUUAUGAUCUGUUAUGGAGUAAUUAUGAGGUUUUACCUGCCUACCUCCCGUCAGUUAAAGAGAUUAGAAUCAAUACAUAGAUCACCAGUCUUCAACCACUUCAGUGAGACCAUUGCUGGUGCUAUUGUUAUCAGGGCAUACAAAGCUUCAGAGAGAUUUAUGAAUGAAGCCCUAAAGAGACUUGAUAAAAAUAUGGUUUACUACUAUGCUUUCUUCAAUUCUGCAAGGUGGCUUGGUAUAAGAUUGGAACUAUUAGGUAACAUCUUUGUGAUAGCAACAGCUUUGUUCAGUAUUUACUCUGACUUGGAUGGAUCUUUUGUUGGUUUGUCUGUUGUUUACGCAAUUCAGGCUACUUACAUAUUGAAUCUACUGGUGAUAAACAUGAGUGACCUUCAGAGCAAUAUUGUGUGUGUAGAAAGGAUUAAAGAAUAUACAGAAAUUGAUUCAGAGGCUAAUUGGAGAUCUGCAAAGAAACCACCUGACAAUUGGCCACAAAAAGGUGAAAUUGUAUUUACAGACUUUAAAAUGAGAUACAGAACUGGAACAGAGCUUGUUUUACAAGGAAUUAAUCUUAAAAUACAUCAUGGAGAAAAGAUUGGAAUUGUGGGGCGAACAGGUGCAGGGAAGUCAUCAUUAACUUUGGCUCUCUUCCGUCUGGUAGAGGCAGCCAGUGGGGACAUCGCUAUUGAUGGAGUAAAUAUUAAAACCAUUGGUCUUCAUGAUCUUAGAGAAAAAGUUACAAUUCUACCUCAGGAUCCGGUCCUAUUUUCUGGAUCUCUCAGGCUUAACCUGGACCCUUUUUGUUGCUAUGGUGAUGAUCAGUUGUGGACUGCUCUGGAGCAUGCUCACCUUAGAGAAUGUGUGAAUAAUUUGCCUGGAAAAUUGGAUUUUCAAUGUGGAGAGGGAGGUCAAAAUCUGAGUGUAGGACAGAGGCAGUUGGUAUGUCUGGCUAGAACGUUGCUGAAGGAAACCAGAGUUUUGGUUCUGGAUGAGGCUACUGCUGCUGUUGAUUUGGCCACUGAUGAUUUAAUACAGCAAACAAUUUUCAGAGAAUUCAAGGAAUGUACUGUACUAGCUAUAGCUCAUAGACUGAAAACUGUUCUGGAUUAUGACAGAAUUGUUGUAAUGGAUAAAGGAAAGAUAGUUGAAUGUGACAACCCAGAUAAUCUGCUAGCCAAUGAAAAUAGCAUUUUCUAUGGACUAGCUAAGGAGGCAGGUAUAGUGAAUAAUGGAAAUAGCCAAGAGCAAUUGAAAACUUCUAUCAGGUAUUUGACCAAUCAGCAACCAGUUCAAAAUGUAAUAUCAUCCAAUAAAAAUUCACAUGACAACCAGAUAGCAGAAGUUAUAUCACAAAUAGACAAAGAAGAUAAUAUCUCAGAAAAAAGUUCAAAUGGUUGGUCUAGUUAUUCAGGUAGAUCUGGCAAUGAAGGGAGUGCUGAAUUAUCAAAUGGUGUAGGGAAAAAUGUUAAACAUUUUGUGGAUACCAUCUCUAUUGAUUCAGUAAGGUUUGGAGAUGUUACCAUAGUUACACCACAACAAAUUCUACCUCCAUCUUUAGAGACUGAAAUUGCUGAAACUACUGCAGAUUUAGAGUACUUCACUCCUGAGACUGAAUCUGAGUGUAGCAAAUCAAAAGAGGAAUUAGAAGAUUCAAAAGGAAACAACUCUGGCUCUGACAGGACUUUAAAAAUUCAUGUACCAGUAAAACAAGAACGGUCGUUAGAAUCGUCAUUAAAUGGUUCAGAGAGUAAAGGCAGUAGUGAAAAAUCAGAAUAUUAUUCUGCUAAUUCACAAUGUCCUGAUGAUCUUUUACUUCAGAAUCAAGUCCAGCAAGAAGGGGAGGUAACUAGUCUUCAUUCGUUUGAGAAAGAGCCUUCUCAGGAGGAUUCAGAGAAGAAAGAUAUGUGUUAAUGGUCUAUAAAAUUGAUAAUUUUUAGCUCACCGGGUCUGAAGGGCCUAGUGAGCUUUUCUCAUCACUUGGCGUCCGUCGUCCGUCUUCCAUCGGCGUCGUCGUUGUUAACUUUUUACAAAAAUCUUCUCCUCUGAAACCACUUAGCCAAAUUUAACCAAACUUGGCCACAAUCAUCAUUAGGGUAUCUUGUUUAAAAAAUGUGUCCGAUGACCCCGCGAACCAACCAAGAUGGCUGCCAUGGCUAAAAAUAGAACAUAGGGGUAAAAUGUAGAUUUUGGCUUAUAUCUCUGAAACCAAAGCAUUUAGAGUAAAUCUGACAAGGGUAAAACUGAUAAUCAGGUCAAGAUCUAUCUGCCCUGAAAUUUUCAGACAAAUCUGACAACCCGUUGUUGGGUUGCUGCCCCUGAAUUGGUAAUUUUAAGGAAAUUUUGCAGUUUUUGGUUAUUAUCUUGAAUAUUAUUAUAGAUAGAGAUAAACUGUAGACAGCAAUAAUGUUCAGCAAAGUAAGAUCUACAAAUAAGUUGCCAUGACCAAAAUUGUCAGUCGACCCCUUUAGGAGUUAUUGCCCUUAAUAGUCAAUUUUUAACAAUUUUUUGUAAAUUUUUGUAAUCUUUUACAAAAAUCUUCUUCUCUGAAACUAUUGAGACAAAUUUAACCAUACUUGGCCAUAAUCAUUAUUAGGGUAUCUAGUUUAAAAAAUUUGUCCGAUGACCCUGCCUUCCAACCAUCAUGGCCGACUUGGUUAAAAAUAGAACAUAUGGGUAAAAUGCAGUUUUUGGUUUAUAUCUCUGAAACUAAAACAUUUAGAGCAAAUCUGACAGGUGGCAAAAAUGUUCAUCAGAUUUAGAUUUAUCUGCCCUGAAAUUUUCAGACGAAUCCGACAACCCGUUGUUGGGUUGCUGACCCUGAGUUAGUAAUUUUACAGAAAUUUUACAGUUUUUUGUUAUUAUCUUAGAUAUCAUUAUAAUAUCUAAUAUCUAAUACUAUUAAUUAUGAUUUUAACCUUAUUUACAUGAUUUCCAAAGCAUCAGUAAAUACAGGUGAGCGACACAGGCUCUUUAGAGCCUUUAGUUUUCAUUUGGCAGCCCUUUCUCUAUCAUCUAUUGGUUCUACAGAAAUAUUAAAUUCAAUUUUACUGAAAAAGGUGGAAUUGCACUUGAAUUAUUGUAUCAGAUUCACAAAGGGGGGAGGGGGGGGUCUCAACAUUAGAGUUAUGAUACAGAUGUGCUGCUGGGAUUUCAACCAAGAAACCUUACGGUUCAAAACAUUUUUUACAAUUCUUUAGUCAAAUGCAAAUUUGAUCUUAAUAGCUCUUAGCUAUAGAUAGUUAAUGCAUGUGUAUGUUCAUAGUGCCAUAUUAAACAAAGUUUCCGUUAAUGAAGGUGUUGUAUGAUAUAAUUUUUGUAUCACCUGCGAUGAAAGUCACAGAAAGCCAGACAUAGGGAUUGCUUUGUCGGCAAUGGCUGCAGCAAAGACGGCGUCAACAAUUGUUAAGUUUUCUGCUUAUGUUAGUUUGAUAGGAACUACUUGUGAUAGAUCAUUGAUAUUUGAUAUAAAGUUGCAUUUCUAUUAGUACAUAUCAGUUUGACGACUAUUUCAAGGUCAUGGUCCAGUAACUUUGAAUUAAUUAGUAAUUUACAAUGUUAAGUUUUCUGCUUAAGUUAGUUUGAUAGGAUGUACUUGUGAUAGAUCAAUGAUUUUUUGUAUGAAGUUGCAUUACAAUCAGUUCAUGUCAGUUUGACGACUAUUUCGUGGUCCUGCCCACUGGAUAAUGGUCCAGCAACUGAAUUAAUAAACUAUGUUGCUGUCCAUUAGAUUGUCUUUUUCUAAACUUAAUGCCUAUAGACAUAUCUCUGUGUCAACAGUUUAUUAAACCCUAUUGUUGUGAAAAUUAGUCAAUUUACACAAAAAAGUUUGACAAAACUUGAAUGUAUGAUGUUAUGAUUGAGUUCCAAAGAUUUUUUGUAUUAUUCAAAUGAAAAGAUUUUUGUAAUAUCCUUAUGGUAAGAUUAAAUGUAAUUAAAACAAGAAGCCCAAAUUCACAAAUAACAAAGGGAGGAGAUACACUUAGAGCAUUAAUUCAUUUGUUGCAGAGGUAUUGGACAUUAAUCUACAAAUACUCAUAAAAUCAUCACCAAUAUUUUGUGAUCACCACUUUUCCUACAGUAUAUAUGCUUUAGAAUGUAGUGAAAUAUUAAACAAAUGUGAAAUAUCAUGCUUAUAUGUGCAUAUAAGUUUUUUAAUAAUUUAUACCUUGCUUUAUCUGGAGAUUUCUCUUACAGUGUCAGUUAUUUGUGUUUUCCCCAGUUGAUCUAUGCUGAAAUAUGUCUUUUUUAAGACUUUGAAUUUUGCAUUCUGAGAGAAUAUGAACACAAAGCCAAUUAAAUUUGUCCAAAUUCAAUACUGAAUCUGCCAAUGAAUUUUUUUUUCAACACAUCUAGUUAUUUUUACAUGCUUGUUUAUUUGCAUCUGGUUGUACCAGCUCUUGUCACUUUUUGUCAGUAAAGCUUUUUUUGCUAGUAGGCAACCAAAUAGUAUUGGAAAGGUAAAUUUUCUGAUGAACUAACUUUUAAGUCUUUUGUCCAAUUAAGUUACAAAACUUUCCAUUAGGCUUUAUUCAUGGAAAGAUUCUAUCUUUAAAAAUGGGCAUAUAAGUAGGGCAUCCUUAAUCCCUUGACGAAUUCCGGAGUUAUGUCUAUUUGAACGUAAAAAUUUUUUACCAGUCAGUAACUGCAGCUCAACUUACAUGCUUCAUGAAACUUGUACAUUGGAAUUGACAUUUUCCUGAGUUAUUAAGCUCUGAACUUAGAAAUUUUGAACAGCAACCAAAAUAAAAGAGUGGGGUAUAUAACCUACACCUCCAACACCCUGUUAUGUUGUAUAAUAACAAUUUUACAAAGGUCAGAUAGUUUUAUUGUAGCAUAUUGUCUGUUUGCAUAGUAUUAUGUUAUACAAUCAAUAGUUUCUCAUUGCACAAAUUUAAUUAAUGUUCAAGAUAAGAAUGAGAAUAGCUGAGGGUUUGAUAAAGUUUUCAAUGUUUUACUUUAAAAACUAAAUAUUGAUCUCUUGGAAUGAAGAUUUAAAAAUAGUUAUAUACAAAAAACUGAUAAAUUACAAGAAACCAUACAGAUGUACAAAUAUUUCUUGAAGAUUAUAAUUUACCAAUAAAUUGGAAUUAGUUUUUUAACAUUUUAUGGUCCUCAGAUUAAGUGUUGCAUUCAUAAAAGUCCUUCAGUAUGAUAAAUAAGAUAAACCAUAAACGUUAGUGCUGCAAAUCAGUUGGGGUUUUUUUUUUUGGAAGGGGGGGGAUGAAGAUGAGUGUGUGAUUACAAUGACAUUUAUCUUUCAUACAUUAUAUCAUGAUAGGUUCAAAACACAGGGUACACAUUCAUUUUGUCUCAGCUUUAUAUGUUGGUAAAAAUUUAACAUUUACCUGUAGUUUGUGAUAGUUAUUUAUAUAAUUCAAUAUUUUUGUAAAAGUAUGAAUAUUUAGAUCUGUGUGUUUUUAUAUUUAUUUAGCUUUGUUAAUGUUGUUGCCAUUUUAAUAAACUUUGAAUUAA